Molecule: messenger RNA, 1131 nt
Organism: Bipolaris zeicola 26-R-13
Lineage: Eukaryota; Fungi; Ascomycota; Dothideomycetes; Pleosporales; Pleosporaceae
Exons: 2
Coding region: 1-1131 (376 amino acids)
Biological process (GO): heme biosynthetic process
Cellular component (GO): cytosol
Molecular function (GO): zinc ion binding; porphobilinogen synthase activity
Source: RefSeq, a predicted model, not a curated record
AUGUCUUUUUCUUCGCUCGUCUCAGACAUUGCAUACCGUAACUCGGAGCGACCCGACCGACCGGAUCUGCGCUCGCAGGUGUCAGAAGCACGCUCAACACGAUCCUACGCUAGCACUGCUGCCACGAGCGUAAGCAUAUCUGGCGACAUCAAGAGCCAGUUGCAUGGAGGAUAUAGUCACCCUCUGUCGCGAGCAUGGCAGUCAGAGCGCCAGCUGACCAAGUCGAUGCUCAUCUUUCCCCUCUUUAUUUCCGAUCAGCCUGACGAAGAGACGCUCAUCCCCUCGCUUCCCAACAUCCACCGCCGAGGCCUGAACAAGGUCGUGCCAUACCUUACGCCUCUUGUCGCAAAGGGCCUCAAGUCGGUCAUUCUGUUUGGCGUGCCGCUCGCGCCCGCUGCAAAGGACGCCCUCGGCACCAAUGCGGAUGACCCCAAGGGCCCUGUAAUCAAGGCCAUCCGCCUGCUUCGACGAGCAUUCCCCGAUUUGUUUAUUGUUGCCGAUGUCUGCCUGUGCGAAUACACCUCACACGGUCACUGCGGUAUCCUGCGUGAUGACGGCAGUCUAAACAACGCCUUGUCCGUGGAACGCAUCGCCGAUGUCGCUCUCUCAUACGCGCAGGCCGGUGCGCACUGCGUUGCGCCUUCAGACAUGAACGACGGUCGCAUACGCGCAAUCAAGUUGAGACUCAUCGAGGCUGGAAUAGCACACCAAGUCUCGCUCAUGUCGUACGCCGCCAAGUUUUCGGGCUGCUUGUACGGCCCCUUCCGCGACGCUGCCGGCUCAGUCCCCUCAUUCGGCGACCGAAGAUGCUACCAACUGCCUCCUGGUGGCCGUGGUCUAGCGCGACGAGCCAUUGUACGAGAUAUCGGCGAGGGCGCAGAUAUUAUCAUGGUCAAGCCUGCCAGCCAGUACCUAGACAUUAUCAGUGACGCAAAAGAAAUUGGCAAGGAUAUGCCAAUCGCAGCAUACCAGGUUUCUGGCGAGUACGCCAUGAUCCAUGCAGCGGCAGCCGCCGGUGUCUUUGAAUUGAGACAGAUGGCCGAGGAGGCGACUCAGGGUAUCCUGCGAGCUGGUGCUUCGAUAGUAGUCAGCUACUUUACCCCCGAAUUCCUCGACUGGCUAGACAAUUAA